GUGGGGUGUUUUUUUUUUUGGAGCCGUCCCUGCUCACGCUCUUCUCGCGAAACGCUGUUCUUCGCGUUGUCACCAGCGCAGGCCACUUCAAGGAUUUCGACGGGGUUCUAGAGGACCGUUUGUGCAUCUUUCAGAAGACCCAACUCGCAGCCGCAUCGCCUGCAGUAAUCUGAAGAAAUGGCUAGUGUACACGAGAAGCUCAUCUCCACCGUGGCUGACUGUGCACCAGAGCAGCCGAGAAACAAGGUCACAGUUGUUGGAGUUGGACAGGUUGGGAUGGCAUGUGCGUUUAGCAUUCUCUCAGGGAACUAUGCAGAUGAGCUGGCACUUGUUGAUGUCCUUGAGGACAAGCUUGAAGGAGAAAUGAUGGAUCUUCUCCAUGGCAGUGUCUUUCUUAAAACCCGCAAAAUUGUUGCAAACAAAGAUUAUUCAGUGACUGCAAACUCUCGUAUUGUGGUUGUGACUGCUGGUGCCCGUCAACAGGAAGGGGAGAGUCGCCUUAACUUGGUGCAGCGCAAUGUUAACAUCUUCAAGCAUAUAAUCCCUCAGAUUGUUAAAUACAGUCCAAACUGUGUCAUCAUUGUGGUGUCUAAUCCAGUUGAUAUCCUAACCUAUAUAACCUGGAAGCUCAGUGGCCUGCCAAAGCACCGUGUCAUAGGAAGUGGUUGCAAUCUCGAUUCUGCCCGCUUCCGUUACAUGAUGGCAGAAAAGCUCGGCAUUCAUGCAUCAAGCUUUCAUGGAUGGAUUCUAGGAGAGCAUGGGGAUUCUAGUGUGCCUGUGUGGAGUGGUGCUAAUGUGGCAGGUGUAUGCCUGAAGAGUCUGAACCCAAAUGUUGGCACUGACAAAGACCAGGAAAACUGGAAGGAUGUCCACAAACAAGUGGUUGACAGUGCUUAUAAAAUAAUUGAACUGAAAGGAUAUACCAACUGGGCAAUAGGGUUAAGUGUUGCUGACAUUAUUGAGUCCCUGGUAAAGAACCUUGGGAGAGUUCACCCCGUAUCAACUAUGGUCAAGAACAUGUAUGGAAUUAAUGAAGAAGUAUUCCUGAGCCUGCCUUGUGUUCUCAAUAAUUGUGGAGUGGCUAGUGUUAUCAAUGUCACAUUGGCUGAUGAUGAAGUGGCCAAGCUGAGGAAGAGUGCGGAGACCCUUUGGAACAUCCAGAAGGACCUCAAGGAUGUGUGAUUUGCAAGGCCAAAUACCCAGUGCUGAAUGUCAUACUUGAUGUUUUGCUUUGUCUCUUGGUUUAACAUUUACCAAUAAAAGUCCAUUUAAUAUUCA
Polypterus senegalus (gray bichir) is the source of this 1278-nucleotide messenger RNA. It is a transcript of the gene ldhba, whose product is annotated as lactate dehydrogenase Ba. Bases 178 to 1182 code for a protein of 334 amino acids. Gene Ontology annotation, biological process: carboxylic acid metabolic process. Gene Ontology annotation, cellular component: cytoplasm. The record is from RefSeq and is a predicted model, not a curated record. The transcript is spliced from 8 exons. Lineage: Eukaryota; Metazoa; Chordata; Cladistia; Polypteriformes; Polypteridae. Gene Ontology annotation, molecular function: L-lactate dehydrogenase (NAD+) activity.